Messenger RNA from Dreissena polymorpha, 3043 nucleotides. Its product is annotated as transmembrane emp24 domain-containing protein 10-like. NCBI's taxonomy places the organism in Eukaryota, Metazoa, Mollusca, Bivalvia, Myida, Dreissenidae. The record is from RefSeq and is a predicted model, not a curated record. Bases 119 to 739 code for a protein of 206 amino acids. Gene Ontology annotation, cellular component: Golgi apparatus; endoplasmic reticulum; COPII-coated ER to Golgi transport vesicle. Gene Ontology annotation, biological process: endoplasmic reticulum to Golgi vesicle-mediated transport; intracellular protein transport; Golgi organization. The transcript is spliced from 5 exons.
UGUAUGUACGGACAUGUACGAAAAGUACCGAAUGCCACGUAACAAACGUGCACAGAUGAUAUUGUGACGCCGAUUUCGGAAUUCUUUUCCUGUUGUAUAAACAAUUAUUCUCAUUAACAUGGAUCUAGCAUAUUUAUUUUGCCUUUUGUUAGGCAUCUUUAUAUUUAAUGUCAACGCGUUAAUGUUUCACGUAGACCCAAAUCAGAAAAAAUGUCUGCAAGAGGAAAUUCACAAAGAUGUUUUGGUAACCGGCGAAUAUCUAUUAGAUGACGCUCCUGGACAGAAAACAAACCUAGCUGUAACUGAUACAAAAGGACAUAUUUUAUACAGCAAAGAAGAUGCCACAAAAGGCAAAUUUGCAUUCACAACAGAAGAGUAUGACAUGUUUGAAAUCUGCUUUGAAUCGAAAAUGGUUUCAGGUAGCCAAGGCCCGGCUAGGGCGGUCUCUCUGAACAUGAAGCAUGGUGUAGAGGCCAAGAGCUACGAUGAUCUUGCCAAGGCGGAGAAGUUGAAGCCCCUGGAAGUAGAGCUGCGCAGGCUGGAGGAUCUCUCUAAGUCCAUUGUGGAUGAUUUUGCCUUCAUGAAGGCCCGUGAGGAGGAGAUGAGGGACACCAACGAGCGGACCCACUCAUAUGUGAUGUACCUGAGCGUCCUGUCCAUGCUGUGUCUUCUGGGCCUGGCCACAUGGCAGGUGCUCUACUUGCGUAGAUACUUCAAAGCAAAGAAGCUCAUAGAAUAAUCCACACAUAUUUGUUGUUCAGGGACUUACGUUUCAUAUGCAGCUUACAUUUGGGUGGGGUAGACAGUGUUAUAAAUUAUGUGGACUGGUAUAGCUUGGAAGGACUUUUUAUCCCCCGCCAUCGGCGGAGGGAUAUUGUUUUGGCGGUGUCUGUCCGUCUGGAGCCAUAUCUUGGAAGUGCUUUGGCGGAUUUCAUUUAAACUUGGUACGAGUAUAUAUAUGGAUAAGAGGAUGAUUCAUGCCAAAUGGCAUUGUACACCAUCUAUGAAUAACAGAGUUAUGGCCCUUUGUAUCUUGAAAAAAUUAACUUUUGUGUCCAGAAGCACACUGGCGGGGGAUAUCAAUUCAACGAAUUUGCUUGUUCUUGAAAUCUGUAAUCAUGUUGAAAGUUAAUAAGAAAUAUUCAAAAACAGAAAAAGAUGUUUUAAGUAUUGGAUUAGUUAACAGAUUUUUUCAAAGUUAAAGUGCUGUUUUUCUAAUUAUGCUGGUCUGGUUUAAGACUAUUGUUUCUCAAUACUUCCUGAAACAAAGGUCUUACAUUUGUGUGCAUUGAUAGGCAGAUGAUUAAUCAUUAUGAUUACGUUUUCAUUGCACUCAUUGUUAAUGAUAUUACUUUAUGUUUGAUGCUUAAAGUCUGUGUAACAAGUACUUUUCAUAAAUGUGGUCAGUACUUUUCAUUAAUGUGGUCUAACAAAAUCAUUUUGUUUAAUUAAAUUUCAUAGAGUAAACAGCAAUAAUUGCUGACUUAAACUCUUGGAAUUUUUUAAAUGAUGAUCCAUGUGAAAAGUGACAGUUUGUCAAACAUGUGCAUAGAAAUAAGAAGAUGCUGAGUUAUGUCAUAUCCUAAUGGUGGUAGGUUGUUCCAUGAACCUACAAACAUUAGUACGGACAACGCCACUAUUAUUGUUUUUGUGUGAUGUUCAAAAGUCUUAUACAUGUUACCGUUGUGGUUGAGAUACUAGACAUGCAAGCCUGAAUUAUCCCUUUGACUUUUAGUUUGUGUUCAGUUUCCUAGAUAUAUUCAGUCAUUUAAUGUGAAAUUGUUUUAUAAGUUUUUUUUUAUUGUAAAGCUAGUUUAUCUGUUGCUUUCUAUAAACAUUUAAGAUAAUUAUCUUGUGUUUUGUUUAUUUGUGUUUUCUUAUUGUUGUUUGAAAAAAGAUUGAGAGCAAAGUCAUGUUAACAGUUAAGGUUCUUUAGUCAGUAUUGGAGAUGUAUUCAUAUUAUUUCAAACUCAAAUCUAAUUCUAUAUAUAACACAUACCAAGUGAAUGACACUAUAAUUAUGCCAGUGAAGUAUAGUAUUAUUUGGUUGAAAUAUCGUGUCAAUAUACUGCGUUAUUAUAGAGGAUUAGUUUUAUUGAUUUACAAAUAACAAGAAUAUGUGAAUUUUGUCUAAAUGUUUAUAUGUAUGAAGGUCCGUCUGCUUUUUAUGUGACAAAUGGAACUUUUAUUCAUUAUUUAAAUUAUAAUAUUGUUUUUCAGUGAAAUUGUUUGAUUACUGGUAUGUAACAGUAAAUUAUAUAAAUUAGUUGGGGUAAGUUGUCGUUUUCAUUUUAUAAUGGCUUUAUGUAUGUGUGUGCUUACUGCUUAGCUUUUUUUAUUGCAAAAAUGCUGUUUUAAAACUUUAUAUCAUUCACUUUUCAUAUCUUUGUUUUCCAAGAUCUUUUGAUGUUGUGGUUAUAUCAUGAGGUAAACACAAAACUUUCAAACAGAUAAUAAAUGUUAAAUCUUGCAUUGUUCGGGAAAUUAGUGAGGUAUUUUAGUAUGCAUCCAAUGAAGUUUUUACUUGUAUACAAUAUACAAACUCUCUGACAUUUUGCUUUCAGCUGAUUAAUUCUUUUGAUUUGCCUUUAGGCUUAAUGUUAUUAAAUUAUAUUUUAAUGUUACAUGGAAUUCCGUAUUUGAUUAGUUAAGUUGUACAACUACUUUAAUGUAUAUAAACAUUUUGAAAUCAUUACAUUUGUAUUUAAUGUACAAAGAAAUAGUUUCAAUGUUGUGAUACAGUUUACAAUUGCUAAGUCCGAUGAAUAAUUCUGGGCAACUGAGUAUUGAUGCAUGUUUUCAUGUGAAAUUAGCAUUUCUCAUUUAAUUUUUAGAAUAAAUGUUCAUUCCUGUACAAAAUAGAGAUUUUAAUUAAAUACUAUUCACAUAAUAACUGUGUGAAUGAAAAAAAGUCACAUACAACCAAGUCUUGUUCGUUUUCUAUGAAUGAAUGUUUGUAAGGAUAAUCUUUCAAAAUUACAUAAAGUGCGUUAUGAUGUUAUUGAAAAAUAUUUAACAAAAAUAAAAUAUGUAGAAGUUCAAA